Messenger RNA from Magnolia sinica, 951 nucleotides. RefSeq names its product myb family transcription factor MPH1-like. The record is from RefSeq and is a predicted model, not a curated record. Lineage: Eukaryota; Viridiplantae; Streptophyta; Magnoliopsida; Magnoliales; Magnoliaceae. The transcript is spliced from 6 exons. Gene Ontology annotation, molecular function: DNA-binding transcription factor activity; DNA binding. The coding region runs from base 273 to 857 and encodes 194 amino acids.
ACAAAUAAUAUGAGAGAUCUUGGAAGAUUUGGAGUGAGGCAGUACAACAGAUCUGACGCUCCUCGCCUACGAUGGACCGUAGAUCUUCACAAUCGCUUCAUCGAAGCCGUCGAUUGCCUUGGUGGACCAUACACCCUAUUUUUCCCUCCAAGAUGCCAUCUUUGUUGAAGAUCUGAGCUGUGUAUAAGGUUGUCCACACCUUGAAGAUCAUCUAGCUAAAACUCAAGUUGAUCCACUAACUAGAAGCGACUCCAAAGCACAUUCUACAGCUGAUGGGUGUGGAAGGGCUGGGGAUAUCUCAUGUCAAAAGCCAUCUUCAGAUGUACAGGAGUUCGAAGAAUGGCGCGGGUGUUGAAGCAUUUCUAUCUAUGAAAGGUCUCUCUAAGAGGAGAAGGAUGCAUCACAAGAACGUUGGUAUUUUCGAUUCGUCGAGUUGCUCUGAAGACUAUCAUCCGCGCUUCAAAUCUGGCCAUUGUUUGCUGCAAAGCCCAUUAUUAGACGGAGUAAGAGCAUGGGAGUCCAAGCAUGGCAACUUCUUUUGGAGAGAAGAAAGGACAGGCACUGCAAAUCAGCUUCGCCAACUAUGCUCUCUUGAUGGGAUGCCCAACAAACAAACGGCUGGUGGGCCCUGUCAUAAUAGUUGUGAGCUAUCACUAUCCAUCACUACUUCAGAGGUGAGAAGAAGUGCAAACAAGGGAGAAUCAUCAUCAACCGUUGAAAUUGAUACAAGUGAAGAAGGUCCACCACAGUCUAGAAAGCACAAUGUAGAUAUGAUGAGCCAUAAGACUCUUAAGGAGAAUGAUAUAAAUCUAGACCUAACCAUUUCAUCCACUCAUUACUGUUCAUAUUCAAACUAGAAUUAGCACAAACUAUUCCAUUAUUAUGUUGUAAUAAUCUUCUCAUCACUGAGAAAUUUUUAUUAUUACUUCAUGUAUAAAUUUAAUUCCUACU